This is a messenger RNA of Chara braunii, 3106 nucleotides long. Lineage: Eukaryota; Viridiplantae; Streptophyta; Charophyceae; Charales; Characeae. The record is from the annotation of a GenBank genome assembly.
GCCUUUAUUUCCGCUGGUGUUGUCUUCAGAUGGAUGGUCGAUUUAGUUGAUGACUGAGGAAACGAUGCGGGGGUGCAUGAUGGGUGGGCGCAUCUGCUGUUGGCUGCAGCUGAGAAAAUUUGUUGACGUUGCUAACAUCUGGGUUGUGUUUAUUGUCUUACAGCGUUUCUGCGUCCGUAACUCCGGUGCAAAGGCUGUUGUGGAAGGCGUGGGUGAUCACGGCUGUGAGUACAUGACAGGGGGUAUCACUGUCAUCCUGGGAGGUACUGGCAGGAACUUCGCAGCCGGAAUGAGUGGUGGGAUUGCUUUCGUCCUGGACAAGACUGGGGAGUUUCCGAAGAAGUGCAACAUGGGCCUUGUGGACUUGGAGAAGAUGACAGAGGAGGAAGACAUCCAGAUUCUGAGGACCAUGAUUCAGAAGCACUACAAGUAUACACAGAGUGCUUUGGCUGAGCAAAUUCUCAGGGAAUUUGAUGACCUGCUGCCGUACUUCGUGAAGGUAUUCCCGCGUGAUUACAAGCGUGUGAUGCUGGAGAUGAAGGCGAAGAAGGCCCAGGAGUCGCUCGACAAGCUGAAGGAGAUUGCUGCGAACGGUUCAGUCGAGGAGAAACCAAGAAGACCAACCAGGGUGGAAGGAGCUGUGAAGCAUCGUGGAUUUGUUGUUUAUGAGCGAGAAGCAGCUCCUUAUCGGAAGCCUGAGGAGAGGUUGAAAGACUGGGGUGAGGUGAUGCUGCACGAGCCACAACCUGCAUUGCUGAAUACACAGUCUGCACGGUGCAUGGACUGUGGCACACCCUUCUGUCACCAGGGCAACAGCGGAUGUCCGCUUGGCAACAAGAUCCCCGAAUUCAAUGAGCUCGUCCAUCAAGGACGUUGGCGUGAAGCUCUUGAUCGUCUGUUGGAGACGAACAACUUCCCUGAGUUCACAGGCCGUGUGUGCCCAGCACCAUGCGAGGGUGCUUGUACACUGGGUAUCAUUGAGAACCCAGUCGCUAUAAAGACGAUUGAGUGCAAUAUCAUCGACAAAGCAUGGGAGGAGGGAUGGAUGGUGCCCAGGCCGCCUGUGCGCCGCACAAGAAUGAAGGUGGCUGUGGUGGGAAGUGGGCCAGCAGGGUUGGCAGCUGCUGAUGAAUUAAACAAAGCAGGCCACUUUGUGACAGUUUAUGAGCGGGCCGAUCGCAUUGGAGGGCUGAUCAUGUAUGGUGUGCCCAACAUGAAAUGCGAUAAGCAGCUUGUUGUGGAAAGGAGAGUGAAUCUCAUGCGGGAGGAAGGAGUCAAGUUCGUCACAAACGCCAACAUCGGUGUCACGAUAUCUGCAAAGGAUCUCAAGGCAGAGAAUGACGCGCUGAUCCUCGCAUGUGGAGCCACCAAGCCAAGAGACCUGCGUGCUGCUGGGCGUGAGCUGAAGGGUAUUUACUUCGCCAUGGAGUUCCUCACCGCGAACACCAAAAGCCUCUUGGACAGCAACCUGGAGGACGGGAACUACAUCACAGCAAAGGGCAAGAAGGUGGUCGUCAUCGGAGGUGGAGACACGGGCACGGACUGCAUUGCCACUUCCAUUAGGCACGGCUGCACUAACCUCAUCAACCUCGAGCUCCUUCCUCAGCCCCCAGCAGGACGUGCAGAAGACAACCCUUGGCCGCAGUGGCCCCGCAUCUUCCGAGUCGAUUAUGGCCACGUUGAGGCGGAGACCACGUUUGGCAAAGAUCCACGCACAUAUGAGGUAAUGACGAAGAGGUUCUUUGGAAACGACAAGGGAGAGGUGACAGGGCUGGAAAUCGUUCAGGUGCAGUGGUCCAAGGACGCUUCAGGGAGAUGGGCGAUGAAAGAGGUGGCAGGGUCAGAAAAGAUUCUCGAAGCUGAUAUUGUACUCUUGGCCAUGGGAUUCCUAGGCCCUGAGCAGUACAUCGCACAGGAACUCGGGGUUAGCACAGAUCCCAGGAGUAACUUCAAGGCGGACUUUGAACGAUUUGCAACAAAUGUGGACGGUGUGUUUGCUGCUGGCGACUGUAGACGAGGACAGUCGUUGGUGGUUUGGGCCAUUACUGAGGGAAGAAGAGCAGCUGCAGCUGCGAACAAGUAUUUGAUGAACAAAGCUGCUCUUGCAGAAAGCCAGAGUGUUGCAUCUGCUCUCAAGGUGGGAGUUGUGAGCAAGGGGGAGGCGGUAGCAGUUGUCGCGUAGAUUGAUUGAUUGAUUGAUUGGUUGGCUACUAAACUGCAGCGCCGGGACUUUAGAGGCAAAGUCUGCAGCGUGGUGACCCUGGCCAGACUAGGGUCUGGGUCUGUCACCUUGCCACGGUGUGAAGGAAUCACAUUGAAGUAUGCAUAUUUUGCUGAUAGCGUAGAGUAGUUCAGGGUUGAGCAGGAGCCGAUUCCAGGGGUAGGAGGUGGAGGAACGGACAGUACUGAGCGGUCCUCCUCUCGGAGGGAGAUCGUAGAUUUGAGGGGUGUCCUUCUCUCCGAGUCGCAGCAGCAAUCCCUGUUGCCCAUUUGUAGUUUCCAUGAAGCAGAGCAGACCGUAUUCAAUGCACUCAUGGUCUUGCAGAUUCUGGUGAGCCUGAUCAACAACAGAAGGGUAUGCAGUCCCUUCUGCAGUCCGGGUGCUGCAGUCACUGCUGCAGUCAUACUCAAGUCUUUUCUGUCGAUGUUGUAAUAGGAGAUGGUGAGAACGUGCUUGGGCUCGCUUCGAGCAAGUAGUCGGGGGAGUGUCGCGAGGGUCUUGGUUUGAGUACUACCUCUCAGAUUUUGGGGAGCUCAAUUCGUCGAAGUGUGUAAUUCAGUGUUCGUACUCUGAGAGAUGGUAUGCUCUUAGCAUAAAGCAGUGUCUUUGAUUUGCAAAGACUAGUUGCUGAAGUCAAAAGGGUGUUAAAAAGGAUCUGGAAACCGUUAACUAAUGCGAUUUGUUGGUCGGCUUUCCAGCUUCCCGGUUGGAGAUUUAGUCGGUAUUCAUCUUCUGCACUUGUAUGCCACAGGUUGCACCGUUGCAAGUAGAAAUGGUUAAGUUGUUAGACUAAGUACUGGUUACCAUUGACAUUGAUAUUGUAUGGCCCUGUUCAGAGGGUGUCUCUAAUGUCCUCCACUUCUCUUGUGAUGGACUAUGAAGCGA